Molecule: messenger RNA, 791 nt
Organism: Macrobrachium nipponense
Lineage: Eukaryota; Metazoa; Arthropoda; Malacostraca; Decapoda; Palaemonidae
Exons: 1
Coding region: 42-791 (249 amino acids)
Biological process (GO): regulation of transcription by RNA polymerase II
Cellular component (GO): nucleus
Molecular function (GO): RNA polymerase II cis-regulatory region sequence-specific DNA binding; DNA-binding transcription factor activity, RNA polymerase II-specific
Source: RefSeq, a predicted model, not a curated record
CGCCAACUGCCGACCCUCAGUACGAAGUGAGCCGCGUCCCCAUGAACACCACCAAUAUGGUGUACGGGGUGUGCAACGCCGACACCGGCUACCACAGUCAGCCAUACUCGUCCGAGUUACAGCAUUAUUACGCGCAGUGUCAGUCCCACGAAGCAGUGCAGGGACAAACCUAUAUCCCACCCGCCCUCACGCCCACCGACCACCACCGCCCGCAGCCCACCAACCUGCAGGACGCCGCCCACGUCCCGUCCUCGUACACGAACUUGGACGACUACGGCGGCGUGGGGUAUCCCGCCCACGUGGCGGGGGGCAUGGGCGCCGCCGCCCAACACCACGUCUCCCAGGGCUACGACUACACGAGCGCCGUGCAGGCGGCGGCCGCGGCGGGAGGCGUGGGUGGCCAGACGGGCGUGAUGUCCCCGGCUGCGGGCGGGGGCUACCCGGGUUACUUGGACCCCGCCGCCCAAUACCGCCACAUGAGCAUGGGCCUCUACGCCCACCACGACGGCGUCAGGGACGCCUGCGGCGUGGGCGGCAUGAUGGGCGGCUCGCCCCACGGGCUGCCCCACCACCAGCCCCAGCAGUCGGUGCCCACUUACAAGUGGAUGCAGGUCAAGAGGAACGUGCCCAAACCAGGUAAGGAGAGAGAAGCCCCUGCAGAACGCCUUACUCUUCUUCUUGCAAACGGGAGGGGGAGGGAGGGAGGAGGGGGGCGCAGCUCCCCUUUUAUAGCUCUCGUUAAAAUGGGAAAGGGGGCGGGGCGGGGAAAGGGAUGGAGAACCGAAAAUUGA